CGCGACCCGUCCGCUGCUCCGCCUUCUUUGACCCCGCGCUCGCCACGCCACGCCACGCGCCCACCGUCGCACCCGAUCCGCGACGAGUUCCCCUUUCCCCCGUCUAGAGAGCCGCCGUCUCGGCCGGACCUGGACGCCCUUUAAAACCCAACCCCCCUUCCAACAUUCCGAUCUCCUAUCCUCCUCUACUCUCGCCCACCGAAACCGACGAACCGACGUGACCGGAUCAAAAGCCGGAGGCAGGCAGCAACUGCCAACGGCCGGUUCCGGAAGGCCGGGGGGUUGCGCGCGCGCCGCGAUGGGGCCGGACGGCGGCGUCGUCGUCGGAGGAGUGAUCGGGGUCCUGGUCUACGGGGCGCUGGCGGUGGUGGCGCUGCGGCUGGUGCUGUCGUACAAGUCGGCGGCGCACGCGGUGCGGCGGGCGUGGCGGUGGGCGGACGAGUGGGCGCAGGCGUACCAGUACUACGAGGUGCCGCGCCUCGUCGCCGCGGCCGGGGACGGCGGCGGCGCGGAGAACCCGCUGUUCCGGAAGGCGGCGGCGUACGUGGCGUCGCUGCCGUCGCUCGAGGACGCGGACGCCGCCUGCGUGCUGUCGUCGGCCGCCAAGAGCAACGACUUCGCGCUGCAGCUGGGGCCCGGACACACCGCGCGGGACGCCUUCCUCGGCGCGCGCCUCGCGUGGACCAACGCCGGGGACGGCCGCGGCCUCGUGCUCCGCGUCCGACGCCACGACCGCACACGCGUGCUGCGACCUUACCUGCAGCACGUCGAGUCCGUCGCCGACGAGAUGGAGGCGCGACGCCGCGAGCUGCGGCUCUACGCCAACGCCAACGCCGGCGCCGGCGGGGGCGAUUGCGCGCCGCGGUGGACGUCCGCGCCCUUCACCCACCCGGCGACGCUCGACACGGUGGCCAUGGACCCGGACCUCAAGGCCAGGGUCCGCGCCGACCUGGAGAGCUUCCUCAAGGGCCGCGCCUACUACCACCGCCUCGGCCGCGUCUGGCGGAGGAGCUACCUGCUCUACGGCGCUCCCGGCACGGGCAAGUCCACGUUCGCCGCCGCGAUGGCGAGGUUCCUGGGAUACGACGUCUACGACAUCGACCUCUCCCGCGGCGGCUGCGACGACCUCCGCGCCCUGCUUCUGAGCACCACCCCGCGGUCGCUCAUCCUCGUGGAGGACCUCGACCGCUACCUCCGCGGCAGCGGCGACGGCGAGACGGCGGCGGCGAGGACUGCGCGUGUGCUCAGCUUCAUGGACGGGCUCUCCUCCUGCUGUGGCGAGGAGCGCGUGAUGGUGUUCACCAUGAGCGGCGGAGGCAAGGACGGCGUGGACCCGGCUGUGCUGCGCCCGGGCCGGCUUGACGUGCACAUCCACUUCACCAUGUGCGACUUUGAAGGAUUCAAGGCGCUGGCAAGCAACUACCUGGGGCUCAAGGACCACAAGCUGUACCCGCAGGUGGAGGAGGGGUUCCACGCCGGCGCCCGCCUCAGCCCCGCCGAGCUUGGCGAGAUCAUGCUCGCUAACCGCGGGUCCCCAAGCCGCGCACUCCGCACCGUCAUCAGCGCGCUGCAGCACGUGGCGCCGUCACCGUCGUCAGCGCAGCCGCAGCGGACCAGCACGGCGGCGCGGCCACCGAGGCUGACCUCGAGAUGGUCCGGGCACCUCGAUGUGGCCAGCGCCGCGGCGUCGGAUGAGGCCAGCGCGGCGGAACAGUCACCGCGAAGCGGAGGCGGGGGAGGUUUCGCCAAGGACACGCCGAUCAGGGAGAUCAAGAAGCUCUACGGUAUGAUCAAGUACAGGAGUCGAAAGGACGCCGGCGUCGUGCCGGUGGACGACAGCGCGGCGUCGCUGAACGGGCGGGGCAGCGACGUUUGCUCCGAGAAGGACCGGUGAUUAGUUAAUUGGGCUUUCUUGUUCUUUUUCUUUUUCGGUUUUCACUUUUGAUAAUGAUGAUUUCUAAGUACAAAUUUUCUUGUUUAUUCGAAACGUGGGGGGUGUGUACAUUGUAAGUAAUCUUGUAGCAGUAGGGGCUUUCUUUGUUUGUUACUCGAGAAGAAACCGUGUUCAUCUGAAACGCAUCCAAAUUGUGCGGCAGUAAACAAGGUCACGCAAUGUUCAAAGGUAA
This is a messenger RNA of Sorghum bicolor (sorghum), 2126 nucleotides long. RefSeq names its product AAA-ATPase At2g46620. The transcript has a single exon. The record is from RefSeq and is a predicted model, not a curated record. The coding region runs from base 299 to 1894 and encodes 531 amino acids. Gene Ontology annotation, molecular function: ATP hydrolysis activity; ATP binding. Lineage: Eukaryota; Viridiplantae; Streptophyta; Magnoliopsida; Poales; Poaceae.